CCGGCGAGAGAUCUGCGGCUAGGCUGCUGCACUUGCUCCACGGGUCCGGCCUCGGAGGGCAGGAUUGAAGAAUGUGCUGUUGAAAAGAAAGGUCAAAGAAUAAACAAGAAGAGGAAGAGGAAGACUUCAAAGCUGCGAAGAAUGAGUUCUUGUGGUAACGUCUGCGGGUCCAAGCAAGCACAGGCUGCCCCCGAGGGCGGGUACCAGCGCUAUGGAGUCCGAUCCUACCUGCACCAGUUUUAUGAAGACUGCACUACCUCCAUCUGGGAGUAUGAGGACGAUUUCCAGAUCCAGAGAUCACCUAACAGGUGGAGUUCUGUGUUCUGGAAGGUCGGACUCAUCUCAGGCACAGUCUUCGUGGUUCUCGGACUGACUGUUCUGGCAGUGGGAUUUCUCGUGCCCCCCAAAAUCGAGGCCUUUGGUGAAGCAGAUUUUGUGGUGGUCGACUCGCACGCAGUCCAGUUUAACGGUGCCCUUGACAUGUGCAAGCUGGCAGGAGCCGUUCUCUUCUGCAUUGGGGGCACGUCGAUGGCAGGGUGCCUGCUGAUGUCGGUGUUUGCAAAAGGCUACUCCAAAGAAGAGAAAUUCCUUCAGCAAAAGUUUAAAGAGCGAAUCGCAGACAUCAAGGCCCACAGCCAACCCAUUACAAAAGCUCCGGGCCCAGGGGAGACAAAGAUUCCAGUCACUUUGUCCAGGGUUCAAAAUGUCCAGCCUCUCUCGGCAACCUGAAGCUUCCCUCUCACUCCAGUGCUCCCUUCUCUGAGUUAUGCACAGCGUGAAAAGCAGUAGGUCGGUUUUUGAGGUGACAAGGGUUUGGCGUUGACCCGCCCCAGGGCUGUGUUGGGCUGGGGGCAGCAUAGUGCGCAUGCUCACAGCGCUCACUUCCGAUGGCUGUGGUUGUGAUGGUUAAGGCCACGCAGCGAUCUGUGUGCAAGCUUCUGGCUGCUUACCGCGGGUGGUCUGUGUACCCCCAGGAGCCUUCUGGAAUUCCUCUUUGAGAUCUUGUGGCUUUGUGUUAUUUCCUGUGAUGUUUGGAAGUGCUGAACGGUCUAGACCAGCCUACCAAUGACUACCGUGGUCAUUUUAUUUUCUAAUAUUGGUUUUUCUAAUCUUUCCUGCGUGGUGCUGUCUUCCAUUCCUGUCUCACUAUGUGUAAGAUAUUGUCGUGUGUGUUCACAGAAGCAAGGAACUCUGAUUUUUGACCCAGACAUUAGGCUGUUAACUAUAUCUUAACGUGAAGGUCCUGAGGUUAGAUACAAAUUUAUCAGUGUUCUCUAUAAAUCUUUUUCGUUUUCUCCAGCAUCUUUUUUUUCUUUCAUUCAAUAUACUAACAUUACCAACUUAAAAAUGUUGGCCGAAAAAAUAAUAAUAAUAUUAGGAGUACAUAUUUAUGCAGAGUCAAAAAGCACUGAAUUAGAAGCCAGGAAAUUUGAUUUACAACUACUGUGUAUUGCUGGGGAUAUCAUGUAACCACACAAUUUGGAUCAUGAGAGUCUGAGGGUCUCCCUUGCUCAAAUACCUUUCUUUUUUGCUAUAUGUUACUGUGUGUCCCCUAAGGAUGUCUUUGUGGCUCUCACCAUGGUGAGAUUCUUCCAGAAUCAGACCCCUGGAAAUUCAGUGAGUUGGCAGACUUCACACUGCCUACCCUUGAAAAAUCUAACCACAACAGUGUAUACAACGCUGUCAUAUUUUUAUAAAGACAAAAGUAAGCCAUCAAGAAAGAAACCCCUGGGUACAUUUUAACCUUUAAAAAUGCUUUCUUUCUCAAAUCCAGUGUCUUACUCUCCAGAAAGAUGUUCCUCUCAUCCCUCGCACUUUUAUGCAAUCUGUGGAUUUAAAUUAGAUCCAGAAAAAUGGAAGCUGUGACCUUAGUGUUAUCUCAGAAUUUGUGCCACCCUAGAAUUCUGUCUGGUAUUUCUUCUUCCUCUUCCUUCACUGGAUAAAUAAAAUAUCUGAAUGAGCCGAACCUGAAUUGUAUCAUCAUUCCUUCAACAUGGCUAUUUUCUUGCCAACAUGUGAUUUUCCAUUCUGAGGCUGAAUAAACUCUAAUGUUUUCCUGGCUAAACAGAAGAAUAAAUGAGGCAAUUAGUGCUUU
Molecule: messenger RNA, 2095 nt
Organism: Lepus europaeus (European hare)
Lineage: Eukaryota; Metazoa; Chordata; Mammalia; Lagomorpha; Leporidae
Gene: NRSN1
Product: neurensin 1
Exons: 4
Coding region: 142-729 (195 amino acids)
Biological process (GO): nervous system development
Cellular component (GO): neuronal cell body; neuron projection; transport vesicle
Source: RefSeq, a predicted model, not a curated record